UGCCUCUCUCCCUCCCUCCGGCCAUCUGCUUCCUCCCAUGUUUUGCAUGCACGAGCACGACUCCGUUGGGAAGAUGACUGAGCGAUGAUCCAAAGAUCAAAUGAUUGCACGCGAAGACACAGUUCUGUCAGUGUUCCCCUGUUUCACCUGACAAAAAUCAGCUAAACCACAGGCCGGCCGUGUGUCAUUACGAUUCAUUCACCAAUCACCAUGCUCUCUUAGCAGAUGCAUUGGGCUCCAUACCAAAAGGCUGAAAAAUUUCGUGACAGAAAAUAAUAUUUAUUUAUUUAUUUAUUGUGAAAGAUAAACAGAAUUGAAUGACAAUUAGAUUCAACCGGUAAUCACGUGGACGAUGCAUGGAAUCUUGCAUGUGCUGUGUGGCCUGGCCUUUUUCGCUCACGAAAAGGAAAGCUGGGUCAAAAGAAAAAGGCAAGGCGGAGAGUAUCUUGCCAUGUGAUGACUGAUGAGAAUGAAAAAAAAAACACUUUGGAUCUGUUUCGACUUUCGAUCACAAGCAUCGCAAACACUUUGGUAAAAAUUUCGCCGCGUCAGGAAUAGCAAAGCAUAUCCCCCCCUAGGCCUGCCGGCUUUGGAAACCGCCUCGCGCUUUCCUCCUACCUUCCUUCCUUCCCGUUCCAGUCCAGCACGCCGCGCCGCUCCACGUCGUCGUCGCCGCGGAUCGUCUUCCACCUCUCCCUCUCUCUCCACCCGCACCUUUCCCCGCCAGUAUAUAUAACCAACCCAAGCUCAGGUCACCCCAGAGAUUAGAAAAUUUCGCCGCAACAACACACACACCAGAGCCGGCCGCUAAUAUACCGCACGCGGCGGCGCACCGCGAGCGCCAACACCGAGGUAGGUAGAAGGGGGGGGGGGGGGGGGGCACGAGAGGGGUGGAGCCGAGCGAGUCGGCCAGCCAAGGACCUCCACCGUCGCUGCCCGCAAGCAGCAGAAGAGGAGGGAGAAGAGCCAGCCAGCCCAGGACCGAGGUAGCCAAGGACGAUGCUUCCGGGCGUGGAGCUCGCGCGGCGGCGGCGCGUGCACUACCACCGCGACGUGGCGCCGUCGUCGUCGUCGUCGGCGGCGGCGGUGGGCGCUGGGGAGCACCACUACUACGCGCACGCCCACCACGCGGCGACCACCACGGGCGUCGUGCCGGGGCCCGCGCUCGCGGCGCGCAUCCGGCUCGAGGAGAAGCUGCGUGGCGCCGCGCUGCCGCCGUCGACCUCGACCUCGACCUCGCCGUCCAGGUGGAGCAGGCUGAUGCGCGACGGCAGAUCGACCCCGAGGCAGCCUCAGAGUCAGAGUCAGAGCACCAGGCGGCGAGACGACCAGCUGGACGCCGUCCCGGCGACCAGCGCCGAGCCGGAGCCCAGGCGGGCGGUGGCGCGUCCCGGCCCAGCGGCCGUGCUGCAGGCAGCGGCGGAUACGGCGGCGUCGACGACGACGCGGCAGCGGCGGCGGCGGGCGGAGCUGACGCGGACGCUGUCCAAGGUGGACGUGUGCGCGGUGUGCCUGGACGAGGUCCGGGACCGGGAGGACCGGCGGGUGACGCGGCUGCCGUGCUCCCACAAGUACCACUCCGAGUGCGUCCUCCCGUGGCUCGCCAUCCACCCGGACUGCCCCUGCUGCCGCGCGCUCGUGCCGUCCGCCGACACGCUCGUCCACCAACUCUAAGCUGUUGUUGUUGGCGGUGGCCUGUCGCUGCUGCUGCUGCCCCCCUCGCGGUCGUCGCGGCUGGUGCCGCCGUGCCGAUCCACAUCCACGCCAUGGGUCUCUCGUCGAUCUGUUGUUUUCCGCUUGUUUUUCACGAAUGUGUUUGUUUGUAGUAUGUGUUUGGUACUGGUACUAGUAGGCCGCAGCUAGCUGCAAACCUGCUUGUAGCAUAGACAAGAGUUUUUUUUUUUUUUUGUUAAUAGAUGGCUUGGUAGCUAGUAGCUAGUAGCAUAGAGCAUAGGGACUGUGUAGACGAGCUCUAGACAUCUGGCGCUGUGUUGUGUUUUGUACUAUUCAAAUCAGGAAAUCCAUGUGAAUUGCACGAGCUGUGGUAAGUGAUAUGGUUGAAAUUUUGCAUACGCGGAAAAAGGUUUCACGA
Messenger RNA from Sorghum bicolor (sorghum), 2092 nucleotides. RefSeq names its product probable E3 ubiquitin-protein ligase RHY1A. The record is from RefSeq and is a predicted model, not a curated record. Gene Ontology annotation, molecular function: ubiquitin protein ligase activity. NCBI's taxonomy places the organism in Eukaryota, Viridiplantae, Streptophyta, Magnoliopsida, Poales, Poaceae. Bases 1000 to 1674 code for a protein of 224 amino acids. Gene Ontology annotation, biological process: ubiquitin-dependent protein catabolic process. The transcript has 2 exons.